Odontomachus brunneus is the source of this 1251-nucleotide messenger RNA. RefSeq lists its product as uncharacterized. The transcript has 9 exons. Lineage: Eukaryota; Metazoa; Arthropoda; Insecta; Hymenoptera; Formicidae. Gene Ontology annotation, biological process: sensory perception of smell; detection of chemical stimulus involved in sensory perception of smell. The coding region runs from base 13 to 1101 and encodes 362 amino acids. Gene Ontology annotation, cellular component: plasma membrane. The record is from RefSeq and is a predicted model, not a curated record. Gene Ontology annotation, molecular function: odorant binding; olfactory receptor activity.
ACUCGUAGCGAAAUGAUCUCUGUUGAAACUGAACAUUUUUCUAUUAAUCGAACUCUUCUGCUAGUACUUGGCUUAUGGCCUUAUGAGCGAUCAACACUUGUCCGACUCCAGACUAUCAUACUUUUUGCUAUACUGAUGAGUUUUAUAAUAUUUCAGACUACAGUCCUUCUAACUGCAGAAUGCACUUCCGAUCUUCUCAUAAAUGUUUUCUGCAGCACAUUAUUAUGCUGUGUUUUAUUGGUUAAUUUUCUUUCGUUCUGGAUUAAUAUGCGAACUGUAACAUGUUUAAUGGAAAGAUUACAGGAAAUUUGUAAUGAGUUGAAGGACGAGAAUGAAAUUGCAAUUAUAAAAAGAUAUGGUUAUCGAGCGAGACAAAUUACUAUUAUUCUUACACAAACGUUAAUCGUGACCGAGUACUUUGUCGAUCAAGAAAAAUAUUAUUACUUAAUCAUGUUGCAUACGAUCAUAGCAAUUUGCAUAGGAAUGUUUGCAAUAGUAGCAACUGGAACGCUGCUUUUGGUGUUUCUUAAACAUGCCUGUGGAAUGUUUAGUAUCGCCAGUUAUCGCAUAGAACGAGCAAUUACAAACAAUAAGCGAGAAAAUGUUAAUCUAAAAGACCAGAAUGUGAUUUUUAAGAGGAUGAUCUAUGCGGUAGACAUUCAUCGUAAAGCUAUGAAAUACUCCAGAUUUCUAAUAUCCAGCUUUGAGGGGACUUUCUUUCUUCUCAUUGUGUUAGGCGUGGUUAGCUUGAGUCUUAAUCUUUUUCGAGUCGUUCAGCUUGCAUCAUCCGGAGGCAAUAAAGAGGAACUUUUAUUUCGUUUCAUAUGUAUAAUUCUCAUUCUUAUAUAUAUGUUUUUCUGCAACGAAAUCGGACAGGAAAUUACCGAUCACAAUGAUCAAGUAUAUUUAACUGCAUACAAAGUGAUGUGGUAUGCAGCGCCCUUACAUGUGCAGAAACUAAUAUUGUUUCUGAUACAAAGAGGUAACAAAACUUUCGGGUUGCAUGUGGGUGGAUUAUUUACCUCAUCUUUACAGUGUUUUGCAACGUUGGCGAGUACAUCAGUAUCUUAUUUUACCGUAAUGUAUUCGACGCAACAGUGACGUAAAUACAUCAUUUAAUAGUACAUCGAAAUGUAGUAAGUGAGCGUGACAAGUUCUCUUCGUUAUAUUGUUAUUGGAAACUUUUAAUUCAUUCUGUAUAUUAUCUUUUUUAUAGUUCUUUUUAGUCGGUAGCAUAUAAUUUAUCAGGCA